This is a messenger RNA of Syzygium oleosum, 1964 nucleotides long. RefSeq names its product low-temperature-induced cysteine proteinase-like. Bases 71 to 1645 code for a protein of 524 amino acids. Gene Ontology annotation, molecular function: cysteine-type endopeptidase activity. The record is from RefSeq and is a predicted model, not a curated record. Gene Ontology annotation, cellular component: lysosome. The transcript has 5 exons. Lineage: Eukaryota; Viridiplantae; Streptophyta; Magnoliopsida; Myrtales; Myrtaceae.
GCAACGAGAGAGAGACCAGCUCUCACACCAAGUUAAGCACUGUUCUCUCAAUCCCAGUUGAGAGAACAUCAUGGGUUCUUCUUCAAGAACUCACCAUCAACUAGGUCUUGCCUUCCUCUUCUUUGCUUCACUUACAUACCUGUCUCUGUCACAUACUUCUCUCCCCAGUGAGUAUUCGAUCAUCGGCCAAGGACAGGACCAAAACGACGCCAUUUCGGACGAACGGGUCGUCGAGCUCUUCCAGAGAUGGAAGGCGAAGCACAAGAAGGUGUACAAGCACGCGGAGGAGGCCGAGAAGCGGCUCGAGAACUUCAAGAGGAACUUGAGAUACGUAGUGGAGAGAAAUAGGGAGGGCAAGAGGUCAGGCGAUGACAAGAGGCAUGGCGUGGGGCUGAACAAGUUUGCUGACCUGAGCAACGAGGAGUUCAAGCAGCUUUACUUGUCCAAGGUGAAGAAGUCGGUCAACCAAAAGUGGAGGACCAAAAGAGAGAGCUUGAGGAGGAGCAAGAGGAAGGGAGUGGAGUCUUGCGAGGCACCAUCUUCUUUGGAUUGGAGGAACUAUGGCAUUGUCACUGGUGUGAAAGACCAAGGAGAAUGCGGAAGUUGCUGGGCAUUCUCUUCCACCGGAGCCAUGGAAGGAAUCAAUGCACUCAAAACCGGGGACCUGAUCAGCCUUUCGGAGCAAGAGCUCGUGGACUGCGACACCACCAAUGAUGGAUGCGAUGGCGGCUACAUGGACUACGCCUUCGAAUGGGUCAUCAACAACGGCGGCAUCGCUUCAGAAGAAGACUAUCCCUACACCAGCAUCAACGGCGUGGGAGGUGUCUGCAACGUCACCGAGGAGGAGUAUGACAAAGCGGUGAGCAUUGACGGGUAUGUGGACGUGUAUCCGUCGGACAGUGCUCUUCUCUGCUCCGUUGUUCAACAGCCGAUUAGCGUCGGCAUGGACGGCUCCGCAUUAGAUUUUCAGCUCUACACUUCAGGCAUCUACGAUGGUAGCUGUUCCGACAAUCCUGAUGACAUCGACCACGCGGUCCUAAUAGUUGGUUAUGGCUCCGAAAGUGGCGAAGAUUAUUGGAUUGUGAAGAACUCCUGGGGAACAGAUUGGGGCGCGGAAGGAUACUUCCUGAUACGAAGAAACACCGACCUGCCGUACGGUGUAUGUGCCAUUAACGCGAUGGCUUCUUACCCAACCAAAGAGUCUUCUGCACCGUCUCCCCAUCCAUCUCCAGUCGUUCCGCCACCCCCACCUCCCCCGCCAUUAACUCCCCCACCACCGCCCCCGCCAUCGCCGCCGCCACCGUCUCCUUCCCCCAGCGAAUGCGGAGACUUCUCAUAUUGCCCAAGCGACGAGACGUGCUGUUGCCUCUUUGAGUUCCAUGAUCUCUGCCUAAUUUACGGCUGCUGUCCUUAUGAGAACGCGGUGUGCUGCACCGGGACCGACGAUUGCUGCCCAAGUGAUUAUCCGAUCUGUGAUGUUGAAGAGGGACUUUGUCUCAGGAAUGCUGGAGAUUACUUGGGAGUGGCCUCAAGGAAGCGAAAGAUGGCGAAGCACAAACUCCCAUGGACUCGGUUCGAAGAAAACAAGAACAAGAUUUACCAACCAUUGGCGUGGAAGAGGAACCGUCUCGCGGCAAUUCGCUGACCACUAGGGAAGCGCUGAUUGGGCCGAACAUCUCUCAGUCUUCGUACUAGUAAUCAUCGGCAAUCUCAUUUUACUCCCGUCGCUAGGCAUCGACCAAAACCCCGUAUCAGGCCCAUGUUCAUAUGUAUGAGUUCGAGCAUGUCCUGGGUUCAGGUCAAAGGUUAUUUUUCUUCACUGCAUCAUAUGUCUUAAGUACACUACUUGCAAUUACUGCUACUGGUUUGUUUCGUUUUUGCCUGAGUCGAUGCUCGAACAUCUCCGCGCCAUUCCGGAAUCCGAAUAUAAAGAGUAUAUAGUCAAAUGAUGUGUUUUCCAUCUU